AUGUGUCCCACCCACAACGCCGACCCAGCUGCUCCUGUAGCAAAGGCCGAUAUGGUCGAAGUCCCUCUCGUCAACGGCGCCGCAAAGCCCAACGGGCUCAACGCCAAUGGAAAGCGGGGUACCUCCCACAAUCCAUCAAAUAGCAGGCCAAAGCCCACUAACCCAUAUGCCCCUCGCGCAUCCGACUUCCUCUCAAACAUCUCCAAUUUCAAUAUCAUCGAGAGCACGCUGCGAGAGGGAGAGCAGUUUGCCAAUGCUUUCUUUGAUACCAAGACCAAGAUCGCUAUUGCGAAGGCCCUCGAUGCCUUCGGUGUCGAGUACAUUGAGCUCACAUCGCCUGCUGCCUCAGAACAGUCCCGCGCGGACUGCGAGGCCAUCUGCAAGCUCGGCUUGAAGUCCAAGAUCCUCACCCACAUUCGUUGCCACAUGGACGACGCCCGCAUUGCCGUAGAGACAGGUGUCGACGGUGUCGAUGUCGUCAUCGGAACCUCCUCCUUCCUCCGCGAGUUCUCGCAUGGAAAGGACAUGGCCUACAUCACCAAGACCGCUAUCGAGGUCAUCGAGUACGUCAAGUCCAAGGGCAUCGAAGUCCGCUUCUCUUCAGAGGACUCUUUCCGCUCCGACCUCGUCGAUUUGCUCUCCAUCUACCAGACCGUUGACAAGAUCGGUGUAAACCGCGUCGGUAUCGCUGAUACCGUUGGCUGCGCCAACCCCAGACAGGUCUACGAGCUCGUCAGAACUCUCCGCGGAGUCGUCGGCUGCGACAUUGAGAUCCAUCUCCACAACGAUACCGGCAUGGCCAUUGCCAAUGCUUACACCGCGCUCGAGGCUGGUGCCACCCACAUCGAUACCUCUGUCCUCGGUAUUGGCGAGCGUGUCGGUAUCACCCCUCUUGGAGGCCUCAUCGCCUGCCUCUACGCCGCCAACCCCGAAUACGUCAAGUCCAAGUACAACCUCCCCAUGCUCCGCGAGAUUGAGAACUUGGUCGCUGAGGCCGUCGAGGUCAACAUCCCCUUCAUGAACCCCAUCACUGGUUACUGCGCCUUCACGCACAAGGCUGGUAUCCACGCCAAAGCCAUCCUCAACAACCCCAGCACAUACGAGAUCCUCAAGCCUGAAGAUUUCGGUCUGACGCGCUACGUCUCCAUCGGACACCGCCUGACAGGCUGGAACGCCGUCAAGUCGCGUGUCGAGCAGCUCGGCCUGCAGCUCACCGACGCAGAGAUCAAGGACGCGACGUCCAAGAUCAAGGAGCUCGCCGACGUGCGCACGCAAUCCAUGGACGACGUCGACUCCCUCCUGCGCGUGUACCACUCCGGCAUCCAGUCUGGAGAGCUUGCCGUUGGACAAAAGGAGGCCCUCGAUAGGCUGCUCAAGAAGCACCACGACGAGGCGCACGGUCGCCAGUCGAGCCCUUCGCGCGAGAGGGAGGAGGUGGCUGCUUAA
Messenger RNA from Psilocybe cubensis, 1446 nucleotides. RefSeq lists its product as uncharacterized. NCBI's taxonomy places the organism in Eukaryota, Fungi, Basidiomycota, Agaricomycetes, Agaricales, Agrocybaceae. The record is from RefSeq and is a predicted model, not a curated record. Gene Ontology annotation, cellular component: mitochondrion. Bases 1 to 1446 code for a protein of 481 amino acids. Gene Ontology annotation, molecular function: homocitrate synthase activity. The transcript has 7 exons.